This is a messenger RNA of Python bivittatus (Burmese python), 4158 nucleotides long. The record is from RefSeq and is a predicted model, not a curated record. Lineage: Eukaryota; Metazoa; Chordata; Lepidosauria; Squamata; Pythonidae.
GAUGCUGGUCAUAACAAUGUGCUGGAGGAAAAUAGGUCCCUCUCGUUGACAGAGAGUCUCCGCCAGCUCUCUGAACAGCUGAACGGCAUGGUCAGCCAGCCCACGGCUUACGUGAACGGAGAAAACAUCCUGCCGUCCACAGACAUGAAAGAGAUGGCGAAACAGCAGAACCAAGAAGCGGUGAAUGGGCUGGAGAAGGAGAAGAAGGGGUUUGAGCAGAAGUUUGCGAAGGAGCAAGCUGCGCUGCGAGAACAGUUACAGGUCCACAUUCAAACCAUUGGCAUCCUGGUCUCCGAGAAAUCAGAGCUGCAGACAGCCCUUGCCCACACGCAGCAGGCUGCCCGGCAGAAGGCAGGGGAAGCUGAGGACCUCGCCGCUCGGUUGCAGUCAUCUCGGCAGAGGGUCUCAGACGUGGAAUAUACCCUUUCCUCCCUCUCUACCCAACAGAAGCAGGGAGAGAAACAAAACAAAGAACUAACAAAGGAACGAGAUAACCUUAAACUGGAAGUGUAUAAGCAAAGUAAAACUAGCGAAGAACUCAAACAGCAGAAUUCCGAGUUGUCUGAGAAGCUGCACAGCCUGAUCUCUGAAAAUUCAGCCAUGAAACUGGACGUGGAGGACUUGCACAAGAAACUGGAGAUGGCAGAGCUGGUCAUUCAGCAGUUUUCAAGCCAGCCAGGGAUCUCAGAUGCUACUCAGCAGCUGCAGAUGGCACUGGAGGAAAGAGCCAACUUGGAAACCCAAAUUGCCCAGCUGUCAGAGUCCUUCCAGCAGCUGCAGGCUGAACGGGAUCAGUACGUCCUCCGGCUGAAGGAGGAAGGGGGCAUCUGGCAGCAGCGAGUCGAGCUCCUCUCCGAGCAGGUCCGGGCUCUGAUGGGCGAGAAAGAGCUCAGCGGGACUCGAAUUCAGGAGCUGGAAGCCAACCUCUCAGAGUUACUCAGCAGCCAGCCAGUGGCAAAGCCCCAGGACAGUCAGCCCCUCCCCGCGGCAGGGCCCUCGCAGACGGAGCUGCGUCUGCAGGAGGAGCUUGCUCGGCUGGAGAAGGAGAAGGAGGAGCUGCUCGGGCAGUGGCAGACGCAAGUGCGGGACAAUGAGCAGCUGAGCCACCUCAACCGGGAGCAAGAGGAGCGGCUUCAGGAGCUGGAGAAGACCCUGCAGCGCUACAGCGAGGAGGCCGUGGACAGGCAGCAGAUUCUGGAGGACAUGCAGAGCGACAAAGUGACCAUCAGCCGGGCCCUGACCCAGAACCGGGAGCUCAAAGAGCAGCUGGCCGAGCUGCAGAACGGAUUUGUCAAACUGACCAACGAGAACAUGGAGGUGACGAGUGCCUUGCAGUCUGAGCAGCACGUGAAAAAGGAGCUGGCCAAGAAGUUGGGGGAGCUUCAGGAGAAGGUGGUGGACUUCAAGGAGACGGUGGCCCAGAAGACUCACGAAGCUCAAGCCCUCCAGGAGCAGAGGGAUCAGUAUUUUACCCACCUCCAGCAAUACACGGCGGCCUACCAGCAACUGGCCACUGAGAAGGAGGAGCUGCAGAAGCAGUACCUCUUGCAGACUCAGCUCAUGGACCGUCUGCAGCACGAGGAGGUCCAAGGCAAGGUGACCGCCGAGAUGCACUUCAAGGAGCUUCAGCGAGCUAAGGAAAGCUUGGAGUCAUUUUCCAAAGAGAACAAGGAGCUCCAAGCUCAGGUCAGCCAACUCAUGGCCGAACUGGACGAAAGGAUGCUUCCGAGGGCCCAGGGGGAUGGAGUGGAAGCUGAGGAGCUUCUGGAGGACCCGACGACUUCUCAGCUCAGCAUCCCAGAGGAUUUCGAAAGUAAAGAGGAGAUGGUGGCCUUCUUGACCUCCGCUAUGUCCCAAGCGGAGGCUGAGCGGGAGGAGAUGAGGCAGCAGCUGGCAGAAAAGAAGAGGCAGUGCAGGGGCCUGUUGCAGCAGGUAGCCACGCUCAGGAAAGAGCAGCAGCUGCCACUCGCGUCCACAGGAGGUUCUGCUGCUGAUUCUGUGCCAGGAGAAGUCCACGAAGCCUUAAAAAGUGCCAUGGAGAAGCUGCAGUUCCGAUUCAUGGACCUGAUGCGCGAGAAGGCGGAGCUGAGAGAGCGGGUGGAAGAGCUGGAGCACCGUUGCAUCCAGCUGUCUGGAGAAACAGACACCAUAGGUGAAUAUAUCGCCCUAUACCAGAGUCAGAGAGCAAUUCUAAAGCAGCGUCAUCGGGAGAAAGAAGAAUACAUCAGUCGGCUGGCCCAGGACAAGGAGGACAUGAAGAUGAAGCUGCUGGAGCUCCAGGAACUGGUGAUGCGCUUGGUCAGCGAGCGGAAUGAUUGGUACACAAAAUACAUGGUGGCGACUCAGAUGGUGGAGCCCCGGCCUGCACCUGAGAGCGAUGCUGGCCUUAAGGCUGACGGGCUCUUGGAAUCGAACACUUCUGAGGUGGCAGGCCUGCGCGAAGUGAACCUGAUGGAUGAGCCGGAACAGGAAGCCAUGGCUCUGCAAUCCCGCCUAUCUCAUGGUGACGCCAAGGGUCCCCAGCCUGCUCCUCAGGACCCCACAGCCAAGCAGAUCCUGCAGCUUCUCCGUGAAAUUCAAAACCCUCGGGACCGGCUGGGCUCCCUCUUGGAAAACCCGUGCAUUCCAUUCUUCUAUCGGGUGGAUGAAAACGACGAAGUCAAGAUCAUGGUGGUGUAACCUGGGAGGGACACCGAGUGCUCCGUGCUGGGCGUCUCACAUGCCUUGGAUGCCUCAAGGGGUGCGCUGGGUAAAGCGGGGGGGAAGACUUUGAGCGUGCUGGCUACGAAUCAUGCAGAGUCAUCCAGCAAAGCUUAGAAGUGCCCCCAACCACCAGUUGAUUCUACCCACAGCCUGUGACUUUAACUCUGCGUAUCACAGUUGCUCAGCGUCUUCCCGUUCGGUUAUUCUGGGUUUAGUUAGAGCUGGUUCUGCACUUCUGUCCCUUUUGCUUUACUGCAUGGUCAACUUCAGACCGGAUCCCACAAGCCAUCUCUGGCCUUUCCCUCCAAACAGUCAGCUGGCUGUCUUUCUGGGAAAACUCUGUCUCUCCCCCUGCCCCAAAUCUUCUCCUUUUGACCCCUCAUUCAGUUCCAAUGCUUGGAUGAGCUUCUGGCUCCUUGGAGCAGAUGAUUUGAGGGUGGGAUAGAAGCUGCACUUUUAAAGAUGAUGUACUUUUUUCAUUUGGGGCGGAGGGUUUUAUUUAUUCUUAAAGAUGCAGAAGCAAAUCACGGAAAAAGAAACAGACUUGGGGGUUGAUUCCAGCUCUCCGUCAUUGGAUCUCUUUCUUCCAGGUUGGGCCAAGGUUAUUUGAAGAGUUUUAAGUAUUUUGAAAUAAAGGAUUAUUAUUCUUUCCCCCCAUCUGUGAGCCCUAAUGUGGAACUAGGCAGAAGAAUUCUUUGUGAGAGUGUAAAGAGGCGUAUCUUGCCUCCUGUUGGAAUGAAAUCGGCGGACACGUUGUGUGCUUUGCUCAAAUCCCAUUUUAGAAGGAUGCGCGUAAGUAGGCAGCAAGAAUGGUUGGGAGGUGACAUACGGCCCAAUUCUUAGCGUGAGUUCGGCUCGGAGGAAAGGGCGCCGGUGAAGUUGGUGGCUGUGCCUUCCACCAGUUGCUCAUACAACUGCAUUUUUGACAGGAGCUUCCUCCUCAGUUUUUCUAGCAAAAUUGUACAUUAAAUUGCUGCGGUCUUCCAGGUGGUAAAGCAGAAGGAACUUGACUGCAAAAAGGAGAGAACGCCCGCAAAAUCGGCACGGCCUUUGAUUUGGGUGAUCAGUGUUACUCCCUCAGUGUGUUGGGUCAGGACGCUAGCAAAAGCGGGCUUAGAGCCCCCGUUUGCACGAGUGUACAUACUGUAUCUGUGUAACAUUUUGUAUAUACCUUGAAUAAAGAAGAGUCCAUUGGCAGCAUUUCUGGCUGCUGGAAAGCUACUCAUAACCUUGUAUGAUAUUUAAAAAAUAAUUCACUUUGGUUGGGGGGGGAAGCGGGGCAGGAAUGUGAUUUACUGUAGAACAUUGUUCAAUAUUUAUUAGGUGUUGGGUUUCCAGGAAUGUGAAAAGCGGGGAGCGGAAACAAACCCUGAGAGCGAACUCUUGCAUUCUGUUGCCGAAAUAAAUUAUCCUGUUACAAAUUUUGUUCUUUCUGAAUAAACCUGUUCCACUUCA